Ceratitis capitata (Mediterranean fruit fly) is the source of this 458-nucleotide messenger RNA. RefSeq lists its product as uncharacterized. NCBI's taxonomy places the organism in Eukaryota, Metazoa, Arthropoda, Insecta, Diptera, Tephritidae. The coding region runs from base 66 to 392 and encodes 108 amino acids. The transcript is spliced from 2 exons. The record is from RefSeq and is a predicted model, not a curated record.
CUUUGCCUGGCAGCUUUUUCUUAUAAAUACAUUUUCCUGCUGUAUGAUUUUCAUUCCAGUUCAAAAUGUUCCGAAAAUUGUUUUGCGUUUCCUUGAUCUGCGCUUUUGUCUUCAUGAGCUUCAACCAAGUGGAAGCCGGAAGUGGUGCCUCUUCUACUGAGGCCUCUGAUGAAGCCGGCAGUGGUGCCUCUUCUACCAGGUCCUCUGCUGAAGCCAGCAGUGGUGCCUCUUCUUCAGGGGCAUCUGAUGAUAGUUCUGCUGCUGCUGUAUCGACUGCGGCACCUACUAAAGGCAACUCCAGCUCCAAGGGAGGAUUAAUUGGAAGACUUGUUUCACCAUUGAUCAAAAUACCAAAGAAUGCUCUCCAACAUUUUCUUCACUUGUUUGGUUAAAAACUAGUGGACAUCUGUUUUAUAAAAAAUGCAUGAUGUCGAAAUAUAUAUGCAAUUGCUCAUAAA